This is a messenger RNA of Drosophila erecta, 1686 nucleotides long. RefSeq lists its product as uncharacterized. The record is from RefSeq and is a predicted model, not a curated record. Bases 1 to 1686 code for a protein of 561 amino acids. The transcript has a single exon. NCBI's taxonomy places the organism in Eukaryota, Metazoa, Arthropoda, Insecta, Diptera, Drosophilidae.
AUGUCGCUGCUUAGAAUCAUUCCCAUAAUCAUACUUAUGCGGAUAGUUUUGUGUAUACCUGACACAACCAUAUUACAAUUGAGUGCUGAACUUAAUAUAAAAAUCCAAAUUUACAUCGGCUUCGGAAAGGAAUCAAAUGAUUUUCCAGGUUCAGAUGACAAUUACCCGAAACUGGUAAUACUUCGGAACAUUAGUGAGGAGUUUAAAACCUAUCACGACGAGCCUGUGCUUCUUAUAAUACGACUUGAAAGGGAUUUGGAUUCGAAUUUGGCCACAUUGGAUGUGCUGAGAUCCUAUCUCAUGGAUAGGCAAUACAAUGAUAUACUACUGAUAGAUAAAGAUAAAGAAAAUGUACACAGUUAUAUGGAUAUAUGCAAAGCUUACUGGAAUGCAGGCUUUUCACACUUGCUUAUUUAUAAUUCGCAGGACCAACUUUGGUCAAUAAAUCCCUAUCCUUACUUGCAGAUAAGGCCUACAAACUUGAAGGAGUAUAUAAAGAACAGGUAUAAUCGCAACUUGAUGGGUUAUCCACUGCGUGUCUUAGUGACCAACGAUCCGCCUCAUUGCUUUGUGGAUGAAGAUGAACUACCGAAUUCCCCGAGUCGUUAUAAAGGCAGUAUUGUCACAAUGUUGAAGCUAUUUGCCGAUCAGCUCAAUGCCACUUUUCAAGCGAAUCCUUUUCGCGGGUUUCAACGCUAUUCCACCGCGCAAUGUGUGCAGAUGGUCAGCAAUGAUGAAAUCGACGCCUGUGGCAGUAUCUUCAUAAGGACCUACAUGUACGCCACCAGUCAGCCAGUUCGCUUGAAUCGUGUGGUUAUAAUGGCGCCAUUUGGCAACGCCAUCGAGAAGUUCUACUACUUCUUCAGGCCCUUUGACUUGUACGUCUGGAUCGGAACUGGCAUAAUCGUGGUCUAUAUAGCGCUAAUGGGUUCCUUGCUUCAUCGCCUGCAUUUCGGGGCAUGGGAUGUGGGUCAGUACCUCCUGCUGGCCGUGCAAACUCUGCUGAACCGGGCACUAUCUUUGCCGCAAUCUCCGAGAGGCUCCAAAUUGCUGUUGCUGCUCCUGCUAUUUGCCAUUGGAUUUGUAUUGUCCAAUUUGUAUGUGGCGCUGCUGUCCAUGAUGCUGACCACCAAACUGUACCAGAGACCCAUUGAAAACGUGGCCGACUUGAAGGCGGCCAAUGUGAGCAUACUACUCCAGACGCACAAUAUCAGACCCAAUUCAGUUUACGGAAGCUCGGAGGAGCUGAGGGAGAGAUUCCUUCUGGUCGAGGAGUCCCUACACCUGGAGAAGAGAAAUGGCUUGGAUCCAAGCUACGCCUAUGUGGACUCGGAAGACAGAAUGGAUUUCUACCUAUACCAACAGAAAUUCCUUCGCAGACGCCGGAUGCAGAAGUUAUCCAAUCCCGUUGGCUACACCUGGGCCGUUCAGGUCAUCAAGCAAAACUGGGUCCUGGAAAAACACUACAAUGAUCAUGUGCAGCGCUUGUUCGAGACCGGAUUGCAGAACAAACUGGUGGAUGAUGUGCACGAGUUGGCCGUAAAGGCUGGCUUCCUGCACUUCUUGCCCACCCAAACCCAAACCAUCGAACCACUGCGACUCGAGGACAUAGUGAUGGCUGCCAUGGUCUUGGGCGGCGGACACGCCCUCGCCGGGAUCUGUUUCCUGGUCGAGCUGUUCGCCUAA